GCUUUGACAUCUAUGGUGCCUGCUUGUACUGCUGAUCCGUGUCCGGCUCAUAAGUUUAUUGAGAAGUUCUUCACUUACAGAUUUGUUAUGGGCGUUCGGGCCGAGUUUGAUUCUCUUCGUGCUCGUUUACUUCAGGGUUCUGACACUCUCACAAUGGCUAAGGCGUUGUCUGAUUUACUUGCUGAAGAGACUCGUCUUAAUUCUCUGUCUUCUAUUGGUACUAAUACUCACAGUGUAUUGGCUGCUGCCCAGAAACCUAAGAAUGUUUUUAAGCCUUGUGAUCAUUGUGGCAAGACCAAUCAUCGAUCUGAGCUUUGCUUUGUAAAGUUCCCUGAGAAGUUGACUGAUUUCCGUGCACGACGUGCUGCUCGUGGUCGUGGUUCAGGACCAUCUACUAGAGGCUCAGUUGCUGUUGCUGCCACUUCGUCCGCUUGUACUUCAGAGUCGGCCUGGGUACUUGAUUCAGGAGCCUCCUUUCAUGUCACAUCUGAUCAGUCAAAGUUGGCUUCUACUACACCUGUCACAAAUGGUGCUUCAGUGCAGACAGCUGAUGGACCUUCGCACAGGGGAAGUGAUUGGGACUGGCCGUCGCCGUAGAGCUGCUCCUCGCCUCUACAUCUUGGACUCUUUGCGGCUUCCUUCCUUGGCUAC
This is a messenger RNA of Zea mays, 651 nucleotides long. RefSeq lists its product as uncharacterized. The transcript has 2 exons. The record is from RefSeq and is a predicted model, not a curated record. Bases 13 to 597 code for a protein of 194 amino acids. Lineage: Eukaryota; Viridiplantae; Streptophyta; Magnoliopsida; Poales; Poaceae.